Rhizopus microsporus ATCC 52813 is the source of this 798-nucleotide messenger RNA. RefSeq lists its product as uncharacterized. The record is from RefSeq and is a predicted model, not a curated record. The transcript is spliced from 2 exons. Lineage: Eukaryota; Fungi; Mucoromycota; Mucoromycetes; Mucorales; Rhizopodaceae. The coding region runs from base 239 to 751 and encodes 170 amino acids.
UCUUUUCUUUGUUCAUAAAAAGACUCAUCCCAUCUAGUUGAAUUCUUAUGUUUUAGAGACAACAUCGUUUGUUCACCGAUUAUCGCACUGCCCGGUGGAGAUAGUGAGCAACAUCCAAGACAUUGUAAAAGGCCUUCAAGAACAGCUUUAUAUACUUGGAUCAUCUAAGGAAUGAAGAAACUAAUAAGGUGUUGAUAGCUAUCAAAUCGUUUGUGUUGUUGAGACUGUAAUCAACGCUAUGCCAGUGAUCAAGAAACCCAAAAGGCUCUUAGGAGCAUUUUGGGUUAGAAAAUUUAUCAGUAUUCUUGAAAUAAUAUUUGACGAUACUGAUAUUUUGGUAUUUGACGGUGACGGUGGUUGUAUUGACACCUCUACCCCUUCAUCUGAAAGCCAAUUUGGUAGACGAGUAGAUAUAUUUGUAUCUGUUGGAGAACAGGAGGAUUUAAUCAGCCUGGCAAGCUUUGAAACAAAACGAGAAGAUACUGUUGUCGGUGCACAAAUAUGCCAGCAAGCUAAAAACCAUCGUACAAAUGCUGAAACCUUGAACGGAUUCAACUAUUUGUUGCAAGGCAAUACUUCCAACUUCAUAUAUGUUGAUCUCGUAGGUCCAAGCGGCUGUAUGGUACAAGUCAGAAGACAUGGUGAUUAUUUCAUCUGUCAAUCGCUUGGUGGCUUCCAUAUUCCCACAGAGAUGGUUGAACUUGAUUUCUUGGAAAAUUUUUUGACGAUGUUGUAUACUUGGAAAGCUUGAAUUGUAGAACAAAGCGUACAUUUGAAAAAAGCAUUGAAAAGCAAAAA